GCGUCAGAAGCCACACACCUCUAUGACCAGGAGGCAUCAUCGAAAAGUCGGAGUGUUUCGCAGCUCGAAAAAAGCCUCUGCUUGUUAGAUGCAGCAGUCGAAAGUAGCGUCCAGUGAUAAAAAACGUAGAUUAGUUUAGAUUAAACGUGCAGAACAGUGGGUUUUUAAAAUUGAAAUUGAGAUUUUAAUUAUUAAUUUCAAGGAAAUUUUCGACAAAAAGAAAGUCUGGAACACAUACAUACAAGUGAUACGUUUGUUCUAUGGUUGUGUAUAAGACAAGGAAUAUACACGUCGAUCGGGGAACUGUAUGAACUCAGUGCAAACGUGAGGAAAUAACAUUAUUUUGGUGAGAUGCUGUUCAAUGGAACUGGUUCCAAAGUGAAGUGACUGAAGGAAAUAAUGGAAGCAUCUAAAGCGAAGGAACCGGCCAGUGAUCCGGUUCCACCGAAGUGAGCCGUUCUGUUAGUGGAUCACACUGUUCCCAAUGCAAAUAAAGCGACAGUAAGGAAAAUCAACCCAAGAACAUAAAAAGACUGCUUGAAACAACGAAUCUGUUACCCUAGUAAUUGCCAGUCUAGUACAGUAGCAAUAUGAUAAUUCGAAAGAAAAAGGUGAAUAGUUUAUGGACGUAAAAGUGUAGUAUUCUCGUACGCGUCUAAUGGACUCGUCGCAGGGCAAUCUAGCGCCCGGGCAAGAGAUACGAGUCGUCAGUGCCUCGGUUGUGGCGCAACUCCAAGCCCAAGGAUUGCAGGGCAAUGAACUCAACGCAGCCAUUAUGGCUGCUUCGCAGCCUCAAACUGCGCAGCAGCAAGCUAUCCAGCAGCAGCAAAUUCAGCAACAGCAAAUGCAGCAGCAAAUACAACAGCAACAGUUGCAGCAGCAACAGCUGCAACAACAUCAACAGCAUCAGGCGCAACAACAGCAAUUACAGCAACAGCAGCAAGCCCAGCAACAGCAGCAACAAGCUCAGCAGCAGCAGCAACAAGCCCAACAACAGCAAGCCCAGCAACAGCAGCAAGCUCAGCAACAGCAGCAACAAGCUCAGCAGCAGCAGCAACAAGCCCAACAACAGCAAGCCCAGCAACAGCAGCAGCAGCAACAAUCCACACCUCAAGCGGCUCAAUCGCAGCAGCAGCAACAACAACAGCAGGCUCAACAACAGCCACAGCUUCAGCAGAUCCAGCACCUUACUCAGAUUCCUCAGCAACAGCCACAGGUGAUUACUCUGCAGCAAUUGCAGAACUUCCUUCCACAACAUCAGCUGAACACGAUCACGACUGCGGAUGGGACUCCGGUGCAAGUGUCGUCGGCGACUACCACUCCGGUUGGUACACCAGUGAAAACUUUUGUCACGUCACCGCCCCAGGUUCAACAGCCGCAGAUUUUGAACCUUCAGGGAAUGCCUCAGCAAUUUAUUCAGGGUGGACAAAUCAUACAAAAUCCGAACGGCUUGUUCCAGAUGAUCCAGCCAGUGCAGACGAUCAACGUUGAUGGGCAGGAAACGCUGUUUGUACCCGGCGGUAUUCAAGGCAAUCCACUUGCUGGGGCACAAGCGGUGCAAAUUAACGGCCAACAAGCCUUCAUCACUCCGUCCGGCCAACUGAUUCGAGCUCCGAACGGUGUUGUGCCGAAUUUCUUACAGAAUAUGGCUCAGGCGGUCCAACUUCCAAACGCUGGUCAGGCUACGCUUACUAUCCCGGGAACUAAUAUAACAAUCCCUUUGGGUACCACAAAUACGGCAAAUGUUCUAGCACAGCAACAGCAGCAGCAACAACAACAACAACAACAACAACAAGCAGCGGUUGUAGCUGCAUCAGCUAGUCAACAGCAGAGUCAGAACCAAAGCCAGCAACAUCAAGCGCAAUCGCAACCUCAGCAGCAGACUCAACAUGCGCAAACUCAAAUACAGGUGCAGACACAGCAACCUGCCGCGCAGCAAAUACAACAAGUCCAACCAACUACAAUUACAAUUCCUGGUACCAACAUCCAAGUACCGACUUCAGCUGUAACCGCACAAAACAUUUUGCCUAACAAUAUAACUACCAUUAAGCUGGAAGGAGGUCAAAACGUACAAGUACGACCAGCUGGAGCGAUUCCGCAAGUUGUCCAGUUUCCGAUGCAGCAAACCAUACCGGUACAGGUACCAAUAUCAACCGGUAACGGUCAAACCGUUUACCAGACCGUCCACGUGCCAAUUCAAGCGAUCGGUUCGGCUCUAGUCCAGCCGCAGAUGCAAGUGAUACCGCAAAUUCCACAGGUGGCUAACAUAAUCACGCCCAGCGGGCAGAUCCAGCAAGUUCAGUUAACGUCACUGAACUCGCUGGCUGGUCUACAACCCGCACCUGCGCCGCAGAAUAUAAUUCUUCAACAACCCACAAGUCUGGCGCAAGCCGCAGCGCCUACUGCCAUCAGUGCCGGCAAUCCGCUGAUGUCAACUCUUCCAGCGGGAGCUGUGCAACCAGGCGUGGCAGCUAGUCAGGACAAUGGCCAACCGGGACAAACACAAGCUCAACCGCAGCCUCAACCGAUAACCAUUGCUGGUCCGCAAGUCGGGCAGCAAAUCACUGUGAUACCUUCCGGCACACUACCGCAACUGCGGCAGAAUGCGGCCAAUAUCAUCCAGAUGCCCAACAUCCCAGGGCUCCAAGCUAUCCCGGUACAAAACAUUCCGGGAAUAGGAAAUGUUCAGGUGAUCCCGACAAAUUUCAUGCAACCGGUUCAACCGCAAACAGCGGCGUCGCAGCCUCAGUUGAACCCGGUCAAUCAAGCAGGGCAAACUAUAUCCCUCCAGCAGGCAGCGGCGCAUCAAUUAUCAAGUAUAAAGCCGGAUCCAAGCGACCCCGGUAAGUGGUUCAUCAAGCAGGAAGUGAUUCCGAUUCAACCACAACCGGUGGCGGUCUCGACAGCGGCAACUGCGGUGGCAACAGCGACUACGGCAGUCGGGGCAUCCGGUGGAAGUAACAAUACUGCGGGCAACACUGGUUCCAGUGGAACCAGUGUUGGCGGCACGGUUGUAACUUCACUUUCGCAACCUACAAUGAUCAACACCAACAUCACCGGCAGUCACCAGAUCAAAGGUGAGAUCCUGAGUCCCACGACGCAAACAUCGGUGAACGUCAACAUCAGUGUAGGGGGAAGCGGUGGGAAUGACGGGGCGGGGAAUAAUAACGGUGAACAAGCGCAGAAACCCAGGGUGCGAAGAGUGGCGUGCACCUGCCCAAACUGUGAAACGAAAGGCGAAGGACCAUCGGACCGGAAGAAGCAGCACAUCUGUCACGUGAGCGGAUGCAAUAAGGUGUACGGAAAGACAUCUCAUCUGAGGGCCCAUCUUCGUUGGCAUACAGGCGAACGACCCUUCGUAUGUUCCUGGAUGUACUGCGGAAAACGAUUCACCCGAUCUGAUGAACUGCAGCGACAUCGAAGGACGCACACCGGCGAGAAACGCUUCCAGUGUCCGGAGUGCAACAAGAAGUUCAUGCGAAGCGACCAUCUCUCCAAGCACAUCCGGACGCACAACAAACUGAAGAAGGAACACUCGCGCUACUUGAUGGAGUUGGGCGAUUCGAUGAAAUCGAGUGGUCUAAGCGACGAUGGCGAAGACGAUCUGGACAUGGCCGACGAUGAUCUGAAGGACAUUGAUGACGAGGACGAAGACGAUGACGACCCUCUUCCGCCCGAACCGGAAGUUAUUACACAUCUCCUCAAACCGAAGUUGGAGCCGGGUGUCCCUGAAGCUGGUAGCGGCGUAUCGGUAGCAGUGACAAUGCCUGGACAGACACCGGCAACUCCGGUUGGUCUCAUGGUUGCUGGUGGCCACGCUGGCGGAACAAUGCAGCCUGUAGCGGUGACGAACGGUGCCGGGACUGGUAUUAUAUGGAUCGCGUCGGGUAGUGGACCUUUGUUAGGUCUACAGCAUCCGCAGCAGGGCGCACCAGCCCCUCCGCCACUCUACAGCAUCAAACAGCUCAACAAUGCGCAGGAGCUGGCCAGUUCGGUUCACUCGGCGUCUUCUGAUAGUAACGACAGCUCGGACGAGAAGAUGAUGAUCACCCUCGGUAACGACGAUCAGGACCAAUCGAUCGAGUCCAACUAACAGUUCGAAACGCUGUCCAUCCAUCAGUUUGCAUCUUUCGACAGCUGUAGAUUACCGUUUGGGCAGUUUCAGGGCAAUUUUUAGGCAUGUACAUUUGGGAACAAUGCGGUUUGGGAACAUCUGGUGUGAGAUUAUGUCGAUUGCUAAUGUUUCCGGACUGUAUCAAGAUUAUCGAAAAACUUUAACAAUACAUUGUCAAAAUGGGUCAUUGCUUGUGUACGUGUAUAGGAGAUCGUAUGCCAGGGGACUGGCAUUUGUUAUUCGGUUAUAAAUGUUAAAAAUAAAACAUAAUCAAGAAGUCAAUCCGGUUAUUGCUCACUGUGGUGGGGUAAGUUAAAUCCUUAGAAAUAGCUAGGAUAUCGACAGGUGUUCCCGGCAGGCUAUUGCGCUUCGGCACAUUCCUCUAAAAUCGCAAUUCUAUCUUUGAGUUCAAUUUCAACUAGCUGCAUCGUACAUUUUCGAGCGAGCACACAUGAUUACGAAGGACUUUUCGAAAAAUAUUUUUUCUAUCUCCUGUUUAUGAACAUGUGCCGGGAAUGGGACCCUGCCGGUUAUACCAUCCAUAACCCUUCUUCUUCUUAUUGGCAUUACAUCCCAGAAUGAGACACUGCCGCCUUGCUGUUUAGUGUUCAUUCAGAAACAUCUUUUGCUGGUUUGUAGUAAAAUGUCAUUGCAAAAUCCAUACGAUUUGACAGUUUUGUACUCAACAUGUUUUGGACAGCAGAGCAAAGGGAAACGAAGUGACAAUAUUUCUCUGCACUUUAUAAUCCUUAAAACCUCUUCUGUUCAAAUGGGACCGUAAUGCCAAGCGAUCUCUUUGGAUUUGGAUUCUAACUUCGGGUAAAACAAAUCUUAUCGGUAUGUUUUAAACAAUUCCUUAAAUUGACAAUGUAUUGUAUCCAAAUUAACGAAAAUGAAUAAAAAAUCGCAAAUCUAACAGUUUAUUACUCGGAUUGCCAUAAUUCAGAGGCUCCAUCAAAUGAUGCAGGCAGAUGCAUUACCGCAAAAAAGGAACCAUUUUAACGUGGCUAACGGCAAAUAUCGAUAUAAAUUUUAACCGGAUAUCAGCCAGAUUUCAGUAGGAAAAUGAGAUCAAGCACUCGAAUACAUACACACACACAUGGAAAGGUUUUCAAUUUUAUAAGCAACAGACUCUUCAUAUACCUAGUUGUGAAGGCGUUUUUCAAGAAGAAAGAUUACCGACGAUAAAUCUGGAGUUAUUUUAUUUAGCAUUCGCUGUCAACAUGAGAAGCUUCUUCCUCGAUGCUUUUAGGCUGUACGUUAGGAUUUUAAAGCUGUCCUGUAUAAAGUAAAUUAAACAAAAUUCGAUCCGAACUUAACUGCAACUCUAUAUGCUAAAACACUGUUCUCGAUGUUCGUAUUAUUAGCCACUCCAUGGAUUCUAACCUAGAAAUGAAGGAAACGGAUGUGACCGUUGAUUUUUUCAUUUUCGGGUUACACAUUAAAGUUAGGACAAUUUUUCAAUUGAAGAGACUUAUUUAUCUUAUUUAGUAUAAUGAUUAAUUGUUGGUUUAAUUGUUUUCAUACGAUCUUUUUGGAAACAAAUGAUUUGGACUCUAAAUUCGUUUAGGAAGCAGGGUGAUCGUACCUUAUUACUUUCUAGGUUGGACUAAAUUCUAAAAUAAUUUUCGUUGAUUACUAAAACAAUACCUGUACUAUAUCACUUGUGUAAUCGUCUACAACGUGGAUAGGUUGAAAUAAAAAGAUAUUGAUAUUUUUCAA
Armigeres subalbatus is the source of this 5836-nucleotide messenger RNA. RefSeq names its product transcription factor Sp4-like. NCBI's taxonomy places the organism in Eukaryota, Metazoa, Arthropoda, Insecta, Diptera, Culicidae. The coding region runs from base 659 to 4093 and encodes 1144 amino acids. Gene Ontology annotation, molecular function: RNA polymerase II cis-regulatory region sequence-specific DNA binding; DNA-binding transcription factor activity, RNA polymerase II-specific. The record is from RefSeq and is a predicted model, not a curated record. Gene Ontology annotation, cellular component: nucleus. The transcript is spliced from 9 exons. Gene Ontology annotation, biological process: embryonic hindgut morphogenesis; embryonic pattern specification; regulation of transcription by RNA polymerase II.